UAAAGUUUACAAUUAAUAUCCCUAUUCGAGGGAAAUUAUUUCAUUGGCGCUACUUUGAGAUAAAUAUGUGGGAAGUGUACACGUUUCUACCACGAAUUUGCAUUAAGUUUGUGUAAUUCAGAACGUAUUAAUAAGUAAAAUUAUUAAUACCCGUAAAGUGUCCGUAUAUUAACAUGUGAAAAGAGUUGGUGUUUGGAUUAUAUGAUUAAUUCAGAAUUAGAGCAUUUCAGUGUACUUUGGUUUUAAUGGCGGCCAAUGUGAAUUUGUGUUCUCGCCUCUAAGAAUAAACAACGAGGGACGUCCAAAACUUGAUAUUUUAAAUGUAAACACGUGUAAAUGAGUUUCUGAUGAAAGAAAAUAAAAAGAGAAGUUUUUGCAACAUGGAAAAUUUCGAAGAAUCGAACUUCGAAAACAUUCGAGAAGAACAAUCUUGUGAGAGAUGUGGAAGUACAAGUAAAGGAAGUUCUCUUAAAUGUAAACUGUGCCGAGGAUGUGGUACAAAAACUGGUUCUUCAAAAAAAAUAUGUAGAAUUAAAAGAAAGACCAAUCAAAAUAAUUUGUCUGCUAACAAUUCAUUGGAUUCCUUUACUAUUCAACUAGAAAAAGAUGGCAAAAGAACUAUCAUAAUGAAUCAAACAAAUGAUAAUAUCAAGAAACCACCUUACACAAGUGAAAUGGAAUUAUCAGAUAACUUAACAUUAGAAGUGUCUUCCAAUGUAAAUACUGUUGAAGAUAAAAAUUGCCUAAAUUCUCUUUCAUGUCAUGAUGAACUUACUGUUACAUGUAAUAACUCUAUUAAUGAUGAUGAUUGUGUUUCAUCAGAAAAUCUUACUUCAAAUGCAAAUUUUGUUGACCUGUCAGACUUGUCAAGUGAUAACUGUCCGCAUUUUGAUGCAAUUCAUAAUAAUAAUUCAUUUUUAGAAAACAUAAUAUAUGAGAUACCAUUGCAACAUAAUCCCACUUCAUUCAAAUGUACAGAAUCUUGUUUUCAUUAUUUAGCUCAAAUUAAUCUAAGAAAACUUUUAGACUUUAUUAAUGAAGUAAAAAGAACAUCACAUGAAAUUCCAUGCACACCAGAUAAAUCAGAAAAAACUAUUUCAUUAUUUGGAAAUAGUUACAAUAGUCAUACAAAGUCCAGAACAAACACAUUAUCAGAAAAUUUUGAUUGCAAUAAUUUACACACAUUUGAAAUUGAGAAUAACUGUAGUUUACUUAAGCAAAUUAAUUCAUUUACAAAUGAUUUAACUGAUAAUAUUUCACCAGAAUUAUCUCAAAAAUCAUUUGAUUAUAUAUCAAAUUUGAAAAAUCCUGAUGAUGAGUUUUGUAUUUCUAGAGAGUUAUAUUUUCAAGAAGAUAAAGAUUCUGUAGAAUCUUCUGAAAAUGAUAAUCAAGUAAAAAUUUUAAAAAAUACUGUAUUUACACAACAGAAAAAUGAAGAUUUUGUAGUGGAAAUAAAUAAUAAUAGAGAGAGUAAUCAGUUACCUGAAACACAAUCUCUAGAAAGGUCUGCUUCUGAAUCAAGCAUUGAUAUUGUAAAAGAUGAAUCAUAUGAUUCAGUAAGUAACAAUUUAUCGGAAAAUGAAAACAUUACAGACUUAAUAUCUAGAAAUAACUUAUCACAAAGUUCAGCGAAUAAUGAAACAUAUAUAAAUGAAAAUGAACCUUUAAAGAAAAAUUUAGAUACUGAAUUUUUAAAUAAAGUGAGAAAUGAUGAAAAUGAAGUAUGUUCAAGUAAUAUACAACAGAAUGAUAAAGAAGCAGUUAGUUGUAGAAAAUUUUUAUCAUCUAGUGAUCUGCAGAAUUCUAAUGAUAAAUUUUCUUUGCAAAAUAGUUAUUAUUCACCUGAGACAUUAGAUUAUGAACCUGAGGAUUGUUUUUCAAGUCCAGUAAAGACUUUGGAUUUUACAAAUGACAUUUUAAAUAAUGAAAUUUCUCCUAAUGAAAAUCAAACAGAAAAGAAAGUAGAUGGAAGUUUACAAAAAGUACAGAAUAAUUGUGUGAAUGAUAGCCCAUCAAAUCAAGAACAAAACUCUGAAAGUUAUCAGCUUGAAACAAAAAAUAAACAAUCUCCUCCAACACCAGUCUUAGAUUGUGUGGUAGAUGAAGAAGAUGAAGAAAUUUUAUCUAUUUGUGAAACAUAUUCAUCUGAGGAUGUUUCUUCUGAUAUUGAAGAUCCUCUUGAAGAAAUUAAUAACUUGAAUGAAACAAAGGAUGUGCAUAACAAGAAGACAGAAAAUUUAAAUAAUGAAAAAAGAGAAUUUACUCGAGGUUACUGUUAUAAUUUUAUCAAUAAAGGUAUAUGCUUUAAGCAUCACUGCAGAUAUAUACAUGAUAUUCCAAAAGAUGAUGAUAAUGGUUCUGAUGGUAAUUCUUCAAGAGAGAAAUCAAAAAAGAUUUCAGGUGUUUCAAAAGAGAAGGUGCAAGAUUCACGUCCUUUACCUAAGAAUAACUGUCAGCAAAAUAGUAUUAAAUAUAACUUGGCUUGUCAACAAUAUAGUAAUGAAGAAGUUUUGCGUUAUAUUACAGAAGAUCAUUGGGGAUUCUUAACUGCACUUUUUUAUAAUCAUUAUAAUGAUGGUUAUUUUGCUAAUUUGGUAAAAGAUGCUUUUUGCAAACAAGCUGAUUUUGGUUUAAAAUUUAAAGAUUUUGUGAAACUUGCAACAAUGAAUGGCAGACAGGAACUGGAGAAAGAACAGAUUUUUCUGCUAGGAGCAAUUGGCAGUAGUUUAAUGUUGGAAGCUCAUAAAAGUUGUUCAUAUAACACAGUUUAUACUAUAGUGGAAACUCUCCAUAAUUUUGACAUUAAUUAUUAUUAUUUGCAACACAUUAAUCGAAAUCCCUGCAUCCCACCAUGGAGUAUAGUAACACCUUCUUGGAUUGCACUUGUAGCCAUUAAUUCGUGUUUACAACUUAACAAGUUAUCAGUGGCUUUGCAAAUAUUAGAUGCUUGUGAUUGGGCUAUGCCUUCUCCAGAAUUAUUACCAGAAAUUAGAAGGAAAGAAAUUAUUCUGAGAUUAAAUAUUUUAACACGUCUUGGAAAACUGUGGUUGAGCAAGAACCUUAAUACAAGUGUAAACAUCUUAAACAGAAUUUUGAGGUCAAUAGACAAUGGUAAGUUAAUUAAAAUUUAUUAAUUCAAUCUCUUGUGGAACAACCAGUCAGUCAAAGCAGCUGAUUAUUUUUAUUAGUCAUAUAAAAUUAACUUUGCUGUAGAAGUUUCCAUACAUAAUUGAAGAAUUGUUCUGAGACAUUGCUUUAGCUUCUGCUUCAAAUAAAUGGAUGGCUCAAAUCAAGUCUAUACUGACUCCUUAGGGAUCAAUGAGCAAAUAGAUACAUAUUGUAAAUGCAUGUAUAUUAUUUUAAUAUUGUUUAAUUAUUUCAAGUUUAUAUCAAUUAGACACGUGUAUGUAUAUACAAGGGUAGUCCCAGAAGUACCCGACCUAACAAAGAAGACACAAAAAAAUUGGUAAAACAUAUCUUUAUUUUUCAACAUAGUCUCCUUUUAGCUCAAUACACUUUUUCCAGCAAUGUACAAUAGCUUCGAUCUCCUGUUUAUAGUGAGAACUGUCGAGCUUCUCAAAAAUAGCCAUCAAUCGCAGACUUCACCUCUUCAUUGUUGGCAAACCUUUUAUCACCAAGCCAUUUUUUUUAAGUUUGGAAAGAGAAAAUAGUCCAAGGGGGCUAAAUCUAGCGAAUAGGGUACGUGAGGAAGCAAUUUGAACCUUAACUCAUUGAUUUUGGCCAUCAUAAUAACGGAUGUGUGAACUGGUGCAUUGUCUUGAUGAAACAACACUUUCUUUUUCGCCAAAUGUGGCUGUUUUUUCUUGAUUUCAUCACUCAAGCAUUGCAAUAAGUUUGCAUAAUACUUACUGUUGAUUGUUUUUCCUGAGCGCAUCCCAAAAAACUGACGCCAUGACCUUGCCUGCAGAUGGAACUGUUUUUGCCUUCUUUGGAGCUGAUUCUCCCCUUUCAGUCCAUUGUUUCGACUGUUCUUUCAUAUCAGGUGUGAAGUGAUGGACCCGUGUUUCGUCCAUGGUUAUGUGAGGCUCUGGACAGGUCCGAACCCUCACUAAAA
This is a messenger RNA of Centruroides sculpturatus (bark scorpion), 4075 nucleotides long. RefSeq lists its product as uncharacterized. The record is from RefSeq and is a predicted model, not a curated record. Gene Ontology annotation, molecular function: metal ion binding. Bases 348 to 3134 code for a protein of 928 amino acids. Lineage: Eukaryota; Metazoa; Arthropoda; Arachnida; Scorpiones; Buthidae. The transcript is spliced from 9 exons.